AUGCAGCCUUGGUCAUUGUUUCUUCUGAGCAUUUCUCUCCCAUCUCUGAUUGUCUCGGUCCCUCUUUGGUCGGAUGUCUGUCAAGCAGAUCAUCCGGCGUUUGAUCUCCCAUUUUGCGAUUCUCAACUCAGUUUGAGCGAACGGGUCGAUGAUUACGUACAAAGGAUACCAGCCGAGCAACAAGUUGCCAUGAUGGGACACGCAGCAAAGGAGUACGCUCCGCUAGGGAUACCUCCAUAUCAAUGGUGGAGCGAGGGCCUUCACGGCCCGAAGGAGCCAUGCGUCGAGUACGAGGGGCAACAGAAAUGUCCCACUAGUUUUCCUUGUCCAUCUGCCUUGGGCAACACGUUCAACACUUCUCUUUUCUAUGACAUUGGAGCUGCCAUUGGUACCGAAGGAAAAGCGAUUUCGCAAAUAAGGCCGCACGACAUGAAAAUUGGGGAUGGGUUGACAUAUUGGAGUCCAAAUGUGAAUCUCCAGAGAGACCCCAGAUGGGGGCGGAACCAAGAAGCUCCAGGAGAAGAUCCCUUUCUGACGUCGGUGUAUGCUAGGAACUUUGUAACUGCGCUACAAAAUACGUCGAAUGGCGAGGACUCACGAGACGAUGCACCACUUCGAGUUGCAGCAUGCUGUAAACAUUUUAUCGCAAAUAGCUUAGAGAAUUGGCACAAUCACACCCGACACAAUUUCGACGCUCAAAUCUCGGACGAAGAUCUACACGACUACUACUUUCGACCCUUCCAAGAAUGCGUGCAAGCCAAAGCGGCUGGCGUCAUGUGCAGUUACAACGCCUUGAAUGGAAUCCCCACGUGCCUAGAUAAAAAUCUGUUGAAUCAGACUCUACGACAGUCAUGGGGCUUUGAUGGAUAUUUGGUGACUGACUGUGGGGCGCUACAAGACACAAUCACUGGGCACAAAGCGGCGAAAGAUCCUGAAGAAGCGUCUUCAAUGGCAAAAGCAGCGACCGUCGAUGUGAAUUGUGGGGAUACCUUUGAGAAAGGGCUUCUCCAGGCUUUUCAGAAUGGUGACGUAUCAACUUCGAUCAUCCAUUCCUCCUUUCGAAGACUUGCAAAGAUUCAAUUUCGGCUAGGAAUGUUCGAUGCUCUCAAAAAGUACGAUCCGCAACAGGACAUUGAGUUGGUGGGGUCACACGGGAACCUGGCUAUCGAAGCCGCCCUCCAGAGCAUCGUCCUCUUGAAAAAUAAGAACAAGAUAUUGCCUCUAAAUAUUGAUCAGAAAGUGGUCAUGAUCGGGCCUCAUGUAUUUGGACGGGAAGUCUUUCUCAGCAGCUACCACGGUGACGCCUGCGCAUCAAACUCGACGAAGCAAAAGUCUUCUUAUGCUUGUAUCGAGUCUCCCGUAGAAGCCCUCUCCAAGAUUUCAGACCAUCCAAUCGAGGCUACAAUGGGAUGCAAGGUGGCUGACACGGACCUGAACGAGAUUGACAAAGCCGUUGAUCUUGCCAAGACAUCAGAUGUGGUUGUCCUCCUGCUUGGAUUGGAUCAGACACAAGAAAGAGAAGAGCGCGAUAGGAAUGAAACGACGUUGCCCGGUCUCCAACGACAACUGGUUCGUUCCAUUUUGGAUGUGGCAGCCGAAAAGACGAUAAUUGUACUUGUUCACGGCGGUGCCAUGUCUCUGGGAGAAGACACAAUCAACAGAAGUGGAGCCAUUCUAUCCGCAUCCUAUGGAGGCCAGUUUGCCUCUAGAGCACUUGCCCAAGUACUCUUUGGCUUGUACAAUCCAACCGGCAAACUCUCCUCGACCAUGUACCCAUCGAGUUAUGUGGAUGAUAUUCCACUUACGGAAAUGGGCAUGGCCGUAGGUGUGGGACGAACUCACAUGUUCUACCGAGGCAAGCCCGAAUUUUCGUUUGGUCAUGGCCUCUCGUAUAGUUUGUGGAGUCUAUCGUGGACUUGCAACGCAAGCAAUGCCACCACCACUAAUAGGAAUGAUGAUGAUGAUGAGGAUUGUUCUUCCAUUUCGAUUGAAAAACUUGAUUCACCCAUGACCGUGGGAGUCAACGUAACCAACAUGGGGCCAAUGGCAGGCAGCCAGACUGUGCUAUUGCUUUGGCGACCAUCAAAAGAUGGGAAUCAUCGCAUACGGCAAAAGCUAAUUGGAUUUCAAGGAACAACGUCCAGGCUGAAUGUGGGAGAAUCUGAAAUUCUAAGCUUUCCAAUAGAACCCUCGGCUUUUCUGAUAUGGGACACCAAUACAGGAAGCAAUAAGGUUGUCGCAGGAACGUACCAGAUUGAAGCUCUAGCGGCGAACACUACUAUUUCAAUGUUGGGGUAUGUUCUUUCGGGCAAUGGAGAAGGGCCCAUCCGCAUGGAAGUUGCCUAA
Messenger RNA from Cylindrotheca closterium, 2346 nucleotides. Lineage: Eukaryota; Bacillariophyta; Bacillariophyceae; Bacillariales; Bacillariaceae. The record is from the annotation of a GenBank genome assembly.